Molecule: messenger RNA, 2076 nt
Organism: Prunus armeniaca (apricot)
Lineage: Eukaryota; Viridiplantae; Streptophyta; Magnoliopsida; Rosales; Rosaceae
Source: the annotation of a GenBank genome assembly
AUGUCUGGAGAAAUACCUCCAGAACGGUUAUGUUCUAUGACAGCAGAGGAACUUGCUUCAAAGGAGCUUUCUGAGUGGCGAAUGGCAAAGGCUGAAGAGCUUGCCCAAAUGGUUGUUUUACCAGAUUCAGAAGUUGAUAUGAGACGUUUAGUGAAAAAAACACAUAAGGGUGAAGUUGAAGUUGAACAAUAUGAUAGUGCUUCAGUGGAGGUUCCAGUUGAUACAACUUCACAUGCUCAGAGCCUACCAAGAAGCAAGGAGAUGGAAGUGUCUACCCCUUUGAAACCUGAUAAACCCAAGGACGAAGGGAAUGCCUCAGGUGAGAAGAGCACUACAGAAGACAAGACUACUCAAUGCACCUUUACUAUUCCUUCUACUGAAGCGACUGAUUUUAUGCAAGGGCUUAUGGUGGAUGAUGGAUUGAAGGAUCUUCCUCCAAUUGUUUCCCUAGAUGAGUUCAUGGAAUCCCUGGAUACAGAGCCGCCAUUUGAGAUUUUACCUGAGAAAGUGACACCCAUCUCAGACAAGGAUGAUUCUGAGACAGGCUCUGAAUCGAAGCCUUCGGUUCUGAGUCCCAAAAACACUGUUGAUGUCCCUCCACAAAAGCUUGAUGAAAUUGAUACAACAGAUUCAAAGUCGGAUGCUGACUUGAAAACCAGUGGCAGUCAUGCUGUGAUAAAAACCAGUGACCAUGCUGAUACAAAAUCCCGCAACGUUUGUGCCGAUGUGAAAUCCAGUGGCAGUCCUGACAAAUCAGUAUCUAGACCUCUUGGCACACCAAAGGGUGGUGAACGUGUAUGGAAUGGCUCCCUCCAGCUGAAUCUCUCACCCAUGGCCUCUGUUAUUGGCAUCUAUAAAAGUGGUGAAAAAACCUCUGCAAAAGAGUGGCCUGGUUUUCUCGAUAUCAAGGGCAGAGUCAGACUUGAUGCUUUUGAGAAAUUCCUGCAAGAGCUUCCACAAUCACGAAGCCGUGCUGUCAUGGUCGUGCAUUUUGUUCCUAAAGAGGGUUCAUCAGAAACUGAAUGUGCAAGCCUUCGUGAGGUGGGAGAAUCGUACAUUGUGGAUGAGAGAGUUGGUUUUUCUGAGCCUUGUUUUGGAGUGGAAAUUUAUUUUUGCCCUCCCCAUAAUAAAACCUUUGACAUGCUCAGCAAGAUCAUUCAGAAGGAACACAUUGAGGCACUUAACACUAUAGAUAAUGGUCUUGUUGGUGUUAUUGUGUGGAGAAAAUUAACUUCACCAAAAUCAUCAUCGCACCACAAGCACAUUUCAAAAAAGCAACACUAUUCUUCUACUACUACUAGUUCUAGGAGACAUGAUACAAAUUCGAACACCAAUUACACUUCCAAACCCGCCCAGGCUCGGGCUGUACCCCCUACCAACACUAGAUCUGCACAUGAUGAUGAUGACGAUGUCCCUCCCGGGUUUGGCCCCGGAGCUUCUCGGGAUGAAGAUGACCUUCCAGAGUUCAAUUUUAGUGGUGGAGCAAAUCCAUCUCUGCCUCAGUAUUCUGCCCAAAGGCCCUCUAGGGGGCCUGGAGUGUCAGCCCCAGUAUACCCCAAGUCCCAUACCCCUUCUCGCCCUGUAGAUCAAAUGAGAGAGCUGAUACAAAAAUAUGGGCAAAACAAUAGUAGUACGUAUCAGGCCAGUAGUGUUGGUGUCACGGUUCAGCCGUGGAAUGAUGAUGAUGAUGACAUCCCAGAGUGGCAGCCUAAUGCGCCCACAGAAUCCCUAACCCAGUACCAGCCACCGCAACAGCGGCCGGUGAAUAAUUACCAGCAGCAGCCAAUGUUGCGACCCCAUUUGCCAAACCAACAACAUAUGGGUUUAGUACAGCCGCAGCAGCCAUUGCAAUCUCUUCAACCCACAAUGAAUGUGGCACCAAACUUACAAAACCCUAAUCUCUCUUGGCAGCAAAGUCCCCAGUGGGCUCCACCAGUACAAGGGGGUGGGAGGUAUGCAAGUAAUCUAAGUUGUCAGCCCGAAGCUGGUCAGUUUUAUGGAGAACCCGAUAGAGGAGCAGCUGCUCAGUCAGGAUUAGCCUGGCGACCAAAUGCUCCUAAAAGCAGAGGGUUUUAG